AUGGACGGCAUCAAGAAGGCGUUCGCUCGAGCGAAGAGCGAGGGCAGACCUGCCCUUGUCACAUACACAACUGCUGGCUACCCGACCAUUGCAGAGACUCCCGACAUUUUAUUGUCCAUGGAAGCUGGCGGGGCCGAUAUCAUAGAAUUGGGCACACCCUUCACAGACCCAAUCGCCGACGGCCCUACGAUCCAGACCGCCAACACACAGGCACUCGCCAAUGGCACGACUACGAAACAUUGCUUGAACAUCGUGAAGACUGCACGGAGUAGAGGCCUCAGAGCACCCGUACUGCUCAUGGGCUACUACAAUCCGCUAUUGGCAUACGGCGAAGAGCGUAUGCUGCAGGAUGCCAAAGCAGCAGGCGUCAACGGCUUCAUCAUGGUCGAUCUGCCACCAGAGGAAGCGGUCCGAUUCAGAGGGCAUUGCACAACAUACGGCCUCUCAUAUGUGCCAUUGAUUGCUCCUGCUACAAGUGAGAAGCGUAUGAAGUUGCUAUGUGGCAUUGCAGACUCCUUCAUCUACGUCGUAUCACGCAUGGGUGUUACAGGUGCUACGGGAGCCCUGAGCUCCGGCCUGCCAGAUCUGCUUGACAGAGUUCACAAGUACUCUGGAGGCGUGCCGGCGGCUGUCGGCUUCGGUGUGAGUACUCGUGAGCAUUUUGUGCAAGUUGGUAAAGUCUCAGAGGGUGUCGUUAUUGGCAGUCAGAUCAUCACAACAAUCAAGAAUGCUGCAAGUGGCAAGGGAGCCAAAGCUGUUGAGGAAUACUGCCACACAAUCACUCAGCGACGGAAUCCUGCUGUCAGUGUUACCAAUGGUGGUGAAUCCAACGGGCAUGAUAUCUCAACCGCCGCGAACCCAGGUGGCGACGGCAGCGGCUGGGUGAACAAGACCAACGGAGAAGCACCCAAGGAGAUAUCCACUGCGGACCCUACAAAACAGCCCGACAGCGAGAGCUUACCGUCGAACGGCACCGUCCACGUCGAUGCUGUCGUGAAGGAGUCCAACGGUCCUGGCCUAGCAGAUCAGCUCGAAGCUCUCAACACAGAGGGCAAAGACACCGAGCUGAUGCCCUCGCGGUUUGGACAAUUCGGUGGACAGUACGUCCCCGAGUCACUGAUGGACUGUUUGGCGGAGCUUGAGCAAGGCUUCAACGAUGCACGAAACGACCCGAAGUUCUGGGAAGAGUUCAGGUCGUACUACCCGUACAUGAGCAGGCCUUCGUCACUACACAAGGCAGAACGCGUGACAGAACAUGUACGGAAAGAGGCCGAGCAAGGCUAUGGUGCGAACGUAUAUCUGAAGCGCGAGGACCUGAAUCACACAGGAUCACACAAGAUCAACAACGCAGUCGGCCAGAUUCUCAUCGCGAGACGGCUGGGGAAGACGGAGAUUAUCGCAGAGACAGGCGCGGGUCAGCACGGCGUCGCCACCGCUACCGUUUGUGCGAGGUUCGGUAUGAAGUGCACAGUCUACAUGGGAGCAGAGGACGUCCGGCGCCAAGCAUUGAACGUAUUCCGCAUGAAGCUUCUCGGCGCGAGUGUGGUUGCAGUCGAGUCUGGCUCACGAACACUACGAGAUGCAGUAAACGAGGCCUUGAGGAAAUGGGUCGAGAAGCUGGACACAACUCACUACAUCAUCGGCUCGGCGAUAGGACCUCAUCCCUUCCCUACCAUGGUACGAACAUUCCAGAGUGUCAUCGGGAACGAGACAAAGGAGCAGAUGCAUGAGCUCACCGGCCGCCUACCGGAUGCCGUCGUGGCGUGCGUUGGCGGUGGCAGUAACGCUACUGGCAUGUUCUUCCCCUUCUCGAACGACCCAAGCGUCCAGCUACUCGGCGUGGAAGCUGGUGGUGACGGCGUCGACACGAACAGGCAUAGCGCUACUCUGACAGGAGGCAAGCCAGGUGUACUUCACGGUGUACGGACCUACGUUCUUCAGAGCGCCGAAGGCCAGAUCGAGGAUACCCAUUCAGUGUCCGCAGGUCUUGACUACCCAGGUGUUGGACCAGAGCUCUCAGGCUGGAAGGAUAGCUCGCGCGCCAAGUUCAUCGCUGCCACGGAUGCUGAGGCUUUCAUCGGGUUCAGACAGUUGUCGGAACUGGAGGGCAUCAUUCCUGCAUUGGAAACAAGCCAUGCCAUUUUUGGUGCAAUGGCGCUGGCCAAGACGAUGAAAGAAGAUCAGAACAUUGUCAUUUGCUUGUCCGGCAGAGGUGACAAGGACGUACAGUCGGUGGCAGAAGAGCUGCCCGUGAUAGGACCAAAGAUUGGUUGGGAUCUGAGAUUCUAG
Molecule: messenger RNA, 2289 nt
Organism: Fulvia fulva
Lineage: Eukaryota; Fungi; Ascomycota; Dothideomycetes; Mycosphaerellales; Mycosphaerellaceae
Product: Tryptophan synthase
Exons: 1
Coding region: 1-2289 (762 amino acids)
Biological process (GO): L-tryptophan biosynthetic process
Cellular component (GO): cytoplasm
Molecular function (GO): tryptophan synthase activity
Source: RefSeq, a predicted model, not a curated record